UGGCCUGAUUUGGAACACACGUCUUGAAUGAGGGCUUUUAAGGCUGUUUAUUUCGGGAUCGGCUGCAUCUUCGUACUAGCAUUAUAUUGGGAGAUUGCAGUCCCUCCCACCCUCUUGGCGCUCACACUUUUUCGUUUUAUCCAUGCGCCCAAUUUUGGAGCCAGCCCUCCAGGAUCUCCUGACCAAUCAAGAGACCACACAUUGUUGCCUAAGAGACCCCGGAUGCCAGCGAAAAGAUUUAUAGGCGGUGAUUGGACUACUGGAAGGGGUGGGGGCUAGACAGAGUCAAAGAAACAGCAACUAUGGCAACACCAGCGCCAGAGGCUUGAAGAGAAAGACGAACCAAAAGAGGUAUAGUUUUUCUUAUGGAAGAAUAUCCAGUUAUUUCAUGAUGGCAUUUGCACCUCCAAAAAACAUAGGUGGUCCCAAAGUGCAGGCAAAGAUGAGUACCUGGACACCCCUAAACCAUCAGCUUUUGAAUAACCGGGUAUUUGAAGAAAGAAGAGCUCUGCUUGGAAAAUGGUUUGACAAAUGGACAGACUCUCAAAGGAGAAGAAUCCUGACAGGGCUGUUAGAACGCUGCUCCCUGUCACAGCAAAAGUUCUGCUGUCGAAAGCUUCAGGAAAAAAUUCCAGCAGAAGCUCUGGAUUUUACUACCAAGCUUCCAAGGGUGUUAUCUUUAUAUAUCUUUUCUUUCCUGGAUCCCCGAAGCCUUUGUCGUUGUGCACAGGUGAGCUGGCAUUGGAAGAACUUAACAGAACUGGAUCAGCUCUGGAUGCUCAAAUGUUUACGGUUUAACUGGUACAUCAAUUUCUCUCCAACUCCCUUUGAGCAGGGUAUAUGGAAGAAACACUAUAUUCAAAUGGUGAAAGAACUCCAUGUUACCAAGCCCAAGACACCUCCAAAAGAUGGGUUUGUGAUCGCUGAUGUUCAACCAGUUACAAGCAGUUCUCCAGAGGAAAAGCCAUCCCCUUCAUCAGCUUUCCGGUCCUCUUCCUCUUUGAGAAAGAAGAACCACCCAGGGGAGAAAGAACUCCCACCCUGGCGAUCCUCUGACAAACAUCCAACUGAUACCAUUCGCUUCAAUUACCUGGACAACUGUGACCCCAUUGAGCAAAGCUGGCAAGGAAGAAGGAAAAGACACGAAAUGACCCCAGAUUUCAACCGACAGUCACGUGAUAGGAAAAAUAAAUCACAGGACAGAUCUAAACUAGGAAAAGCACAGUCACUGAAGCAGAGUAAGCUAGGAGGAAAAGAGAGCACCCUCUUCGUUGGUGUCACCUGGAGGGGUGAUCAGACCGUCCGGGCAGCCUUCUGGGCUCGUAGGCAGACAGAGGACAGCAGGGGUCCUCUGCACAGAAUCCCCAGAUGGUAAAGUCCCGGAAGCAGCUCCAUCCUGGGGGUGAAGCAUCCACUCAGCUGAAGCCAGGAUGAACAGUCACCCCGCUUAGACUCUCCUCCUGGAAGGAAACCCUUCUGGGGCGGGGUCCUCCCCAGACAUCUUCAUCCCCACCAGUGGCCGUUACUUGUAACUCAGCUCCCAGCCUACGCUUAGGCCAUUUACAGGGGUGAGUCGAAGCUGUGUUUAUAUGACUAAAAUGAAAAACUCCUGAUUUUAUGACUUUCAAACGCAAUAAUCCAUAUUUACAUACAGUAUUACCACAUCACCCCUGAACUGGGAGUCAUCAUAAAGUGCUGAGGGUAGAUUUUUUUUUUUAAGUCCUUAUUGAAUUUGUUACAAUAUUGCUUCUGCUUUCUGUUUUGGUUUUUUGGCCCCGAGGCAUGUGGGAUCUUAAUUCACCGACCAAGGAUCGAACUCGCGCCCCCUGCAAUGGAAGUGCAGAGUCUUAACCACUGGGCCGCCAGAGAAGUCCUUUUUUAGCUUUUUUUUUACCACAUCACAGGCUUGGGAAGAUUAAAUGAAGUAAUAUAAUGCCCAGCAGCCAGAUAUUUGCAAUUAUUAUUGUUGUUGGUGGUGGUGUUUCUAGAAGAGUGAUUGGCACCCUACAGGGCUAUCACUGUUGUGAUUCUAUUUAUCUGUUUUCCAUAUCCACCUACAGUACUCCUUUUUUGCCGUACGCGGGCCUCUCACUGUUAUGGCCUCUCCCGUUGCGGAGCACAGGCUCCGGACGCGCAGGCUCGGCAGCCAUGGCUCACGGGCCCAGCCGCUCCGCGGCAUGUGGGAUCUUCCCGGACCGGGGCACUAACUCGUGUCCCCUGCAUCGGCAGGCGGACUCUCAACCACUGCGCCACCAGGGAAGCCCCACCUACAGUACUCCUUUACCUGAUCUAUUCUCUUAAGGGAUCCAUGGGUUUAUCGAAUGGUGUUGUUUGUAUCAGUGAUCAUUUGCAAAUGUCUGCAAAUAACAUAAAUGGAGAACAAAAAAAAAUUCAACUGGGGAGCGACAGACACAGGUCUAUAGUAUACACACUGGUAUGCAGAUUUUCCCUGUAACAGCCCUUCUUGGGCCUUAGCCUCCUGAGGAGCCCCCCUCUUUCUGGGGUCACUCAGCCUCAGUAGCCUGUUGCCUUUCUCACUCCCUUCUCUGUGCCCAAUAAAAUGACAUCCAGCCGGAAGAUAGGAAUUUUCUCUCCCUGCUUCAUAUUUCCCCUGCAAGGUGGUUUCAGCCAUUGCCCUGAAAUGAAAGAGAAGGAGAAGUCAUUCAUAUGUGUAUUCAUUUAUCCAACAAGUAUCUUACAGCCACUGGAGGGAGCUCGAGGGAUGUGUGACCCUAACAAGACCCAGUCGUGCCCUCGUGCCCUCGAGGGACUUAACAGGCUGAGGGGCAGGCUCCAGCCGCGUAGGGAUGACUCCUGGGUAUCUGGAUUGGGCGAUUGUGUAAAGGUUCAUGCCAUCUCCUACUGAGACUGGACAUGCUUGGUGUGAAGUACCUGUGGGACGACAAGUAGGCGUAUUGAGAAGGGAGUUGAAUGUAUGAGUCAAGAGCUUGGCGGGGAGAGCGGGGCGAGAAAUAUAAAUCCAGCAGUUGAAGAUUUAGGCACUGAUUGCCCAGGAAGUGGGCUAAGAAAAGAACCCCAGAGAGUUCUGAUGUGUGAAGCAUGGCUUUCCAUGCAUCUUCUCCCAUGUCCUUCCAUUUAAAAACGUGACAGCAACAUGGAGAGCAACUAUUGUGUAAAUAUCUCUAGAAAAAGAACAGUAAGUUCAACUGAUGAAAAAAAUACAUUUAGGGGCUUCCCUGGUGGUGCAGUGGUUGAGAAUCCGCCUGCCGAUGCAGGGGACACGGGUUCGUGCCGCGGUCCGGGGAGAUCCCACAUGCCGCGGAGCGGCUGGGCCCAUGAGCCAUGGCCGCUGAGCCUGCGCGUCUGGAGCCUGUGCUCCGCAACGGGAGAGGCCACAACAGUGAGAGGCCUGCGUACCGCCAAAAAAUAAAAAAAUAAUAAAUAAAUAUACAUUUAAAUUACCCGAUUCUGUCUUUGUAGGAGCAGGUUGAGGAAAGGAAUACUCUAUGUGAAGAUGCUCCGGUACUGGAAUUACUGGUAGAUUGCAUGGCUGUCGACACCCUUAGCCCAUCAGAAAACGGGUGACGGCAGACAGACCUGCAUAUAUGUAAAGAUAAUUUAUAUCAGGGACUUCCCUGGUGGUCCAGUGGUUAAGACUCCACACUUCCACUGCAGGGGGCGCAGGUUCAAUCCCUGGUCAGGGAACUAAGAUCCUGCAUGCUGUGUGGCACAGCCAAAAAAAAAAAAAAAAUUAUAUCAGCAUCGUUUCUAAGAGCAAAAGAUUGUGAACAGCUCAAAUAGCUAUAAAUUUGGCUCAUCUGUAAAUGGACUAUAAUACAACCCUUGAAAGAUUGAGGAAGUUUUUUUUUUAAGUUCCCUUAUGCUUCUUUCUUUUUUAAAUUUUAUUUAUUUAUUUGGUUGCGUCGGGUCUUAGUUGUGGCAGGUGGGUUCCUUAGUUGCAGCUUGCGGGUUCCUUAGUUGCAGCACGUGGGCUCCGUAGUUGUGACAGGCAGGCUCCUUGGUUGUGGCUCCAGGGCUCCUUAGUUGCAGCUCUCCAGCUCCUUAGUUGCAGCACACAGGCUCUGUAGUCGUGGCAUACAAACUCUUAGCUGCGGCAUGCAUGUGGGAUCUAGUUCCCUGACCAGGGAUCGAACCCAGGCCCCCUGCGUUGGGAGAGCGAAGUCUUAUCCACUGUGCCACCAGGGGAAUCCCCAAGGAAGUUCUUUAAGUACUGUUCAUACAUGCAGGCACACACACACACACACACACUUACGCAUACUCUCAUAUAUAUAGUGAACAAAAAGUGAUGGUAUAUUACCAAUUGUAUGAAAAAGGAGAGGGGGAGAAUAUGUUUGCAUUUUAUGUGUAUAUUUGCUUGCAAUGUAUAAAAUAUCU
Messenger RNA from Orcinus orca (killer whale), 4356 nucleotides. RefSeq names its product F-box protein 16 (gene FBXO16). Bases 389 to 1375 code for a protein of 328 amino acids. Gene Ontology annotation, molecular function: protein binding. The transcript is spliced from 8 exons. The record is from RefSeq and is a predicted model, not a curated record. NCBI's taxonomy places the organism in Eukaryota, Metazoa, Chordata, Mammalia, Artiodactyla, Delphinidae.